AUGACUUCAAACCUCAAGUCCUCCACGUCUGCUCCUCAGUUCGAGUACAGAGGCAGCCGCAGUUCGCCUAGAAGUGAAAACUGCUUUCUGGUCAGGCACACUCCCCAUCCCAGAAGAGUAUGUCACAUCAAAGGUUUGAAUAACAUUCCAAUCUGUACUGUGAAUGAUGACGAGAGCAUGUUCAGAACACUGUGCUAUACUGGCCAGAAUAACAACUUAGAGAAAAACGAGAUACCGACCUCCAAAUGCAUUUACCCACCCAGCCCCACAGGGGAGUGUUCCAGCAACAGGAGUGCCCAGAGUUUUGUCCGAAGAAUGACACCAACCCCACACAGUGUCAAACUGCCCCCCCGGCCUCAUUCUGAGCCUUGUAGAAAAACCAAUGAGUGCUUCAUGACUUCCAGUAUGAAUCCAUUAGUAAUUAAAAAGGCAGAAAUUAAGGCCAAAAAGACACCUUCAAAGGCAUCCUCUACUGCUGGAUCUUGCUUUUCAGAGGUUCCGAGAACCAAAGCUCACGUCAAGGAGAACACUGUUUGCAUACCAAACUAUCUGGAUCAGGAGAUAAAAAUCCUGGCAAAGCUCUGUGAAAUUUUACAUACUGACUCUCUAGGAGAAGUUCUGGAGUGGCUGCUUCAUGCAAGUACAAAAGAAAAAGAGUGGGUGUCUGCUUUGGUUCACUCUGAGCUGGCUGAGAUAAACUUCUUGACUGAUGGUCACAGAAGAAGUGCCUCAGCAGAACCAGUAGCAGAUCGGGAGAAGUCACCUGCAGUUGCUAAAGCAACCGCCAGUGUCAAAUCACUGCAGAAUUCACCUGCAAAAUCUACAACACCCAUGGGAGUUGAGGAAAGCCAUCAAACACCUAGGAGCUGAGCACAAGCAGCCAUUAUUUUUAAGAAGAAACACGACGAAAAUCCCCGUGACAGAAUAUUUCAA
Molecule: messenger RNA, 933 nt
Organism: Dipodomys spectabilis (banner-tailed kangaroo rat)
Lineage: Eukaryota; Metazoa; Chordata; Mammalia; Rodentia; Heteromyidae
Gene: CUNH4orf17
Product: chromosome unknown C4orf17 homolog
Exons: 7
Coding region: 1-870 (289 amino acids)
Source: RefSeq, a predicted model, not a curated record